AUGCACUUCUCCAUCAUCUCCGCCGGCCUCCUCCUCCUGGCCCCUCUGGCCUCCGCCGCCUCCGGUUCAGAGCCCACGCAGGCGCCAAAGGAGUCCCCCAGGCUCGGGUACCCGACCUCGCAGGGCUGCUUCAAAUCGUCCAAGGGCCUCAAGGACGUCGGCAUGGAGGAGACCCAGGUCUCGUCGGGCGGGUGCCGCGAGGCGUGCCAGGCGCUCAAGAAGCCCGUCUUCGCCCUCGGCGGCGGCGUGAAAUGCUUCUGCGGCGACUCGUACCCGCCCAAGUCGGACCUGACGGACGACUCGGCGUGCAACUUCCCGUGCCAGGCCUACCCGCUCGAGGCGUGCGGGAACAUUGACGGGACGGCCUUCUCGGUGUGGAAUAUUGGGGACAAGAUCAGCGUGCCGUUUUAUGACGGCAAGGACGAGGAUUCUUCUUCGACGGCCUCGGGGGCAUCCAAGACGGCGACUUCGGCUUCGGGAUCCAAGACUGCCGUGAGCACGAGCGUCAUCACCGGCGCUGUCGAGUCCGAGACUGGGCUGGCCACGGCUGCGAGCGCGAGUGGUGAGACGGCCUCGUCGACGGAGAGUGCUGCCGUUGCGACUUCGUCUAUCCCCAGCUCUGGGGCCAAGUCGAUGAUGGGGGCGGGUGUGGCCAUCCUUGUUGCUGCUCUUGCUGUCUAG
This is a messenger RNA of Clonostachys rhizophaga, 681 nucleotides long. The record is from the annotation of a GenBank genome assembly. NCBI's taxonomy places the organism in Eukaryota, Fungi, Ascomycota, Sordariomycetes, Hypocreales, Bionectriaceae.